CCCAGCUGUGUGUCCAUGAGGAGUGACCACUCUAAGGGUCACCCUAUUGAGUUCAAAGACAGCCACCUCACUGUGGAUGAUGGAGUCCAGCAGCAGAGCUCAGAGGUUCCCAGUGCUCAGUCUGCCCAGCAGCAUCAAACAGACCUGGCCUCCAUAUUUAUGCUGCUGGAGGAGAACAUCAACACCUUUGUGAAGAAGGAGCUGAAAAACCUGCAGAGGUCUCUGAGUCCAGAUUACCCAGAAUGCUCAGAGAGGCAGAGGGAGGAUGAGGAGGUGUUGGACGGUGAGGAGGAAGAGCAGAGGAAGAGAAGCAGAGAGUUUUUUCUGCAGAUCACACUGCACCUCCUGAGGAGGAUGAAGCAGGAGGAGCUGGCUGAGCGUCUGUGGAGCAAAACUGCCGCUGCAGCGUGCCAACGUGAACUCAAAUCUAACCUGAAGAAGAAGUGUGAGUGUGUGUUUGAGGGGAUUGCUAAAGCAGGAAACCCAACACUUCUGAAUCAGAUCUACACAGAGCUGUACAUCACAGAGGGAGGGAGUGGAGAGCUCAGUGAGGAACAUGAGGUCAGACAGAUUGAAACAGCAUCCAGGAAACCAGACACACCAGAAACACCAAUCAGAUGUGAAGACAUCUUUAAACCUUUACCUGGAAGAGGUGGACCAAUCAGGACAGUGAUGACAAAGGGAGUGGCUGGCAUUGGGAAAACAGUCUUAACACAGAAGUUCACUCUGGACUGGGCUGAACACAAAGCCAACCAGCAUGUCCACUUCACAUUUCCAUUCACUUUCAGAGAGCUGAAUCUGCUGAAAGGGAAAAAGUUGAGCUUGGUGGAACUUCUUCAUCACUUCUUCACUGAGACCAAAGAAGCAGGAAUCAGCAGGUUUGAGCAGUUCCAGGUUGUGUUGAUCUUUGACGGUCUGGAUGAGUGUCGACUUCCUCUGGACUUCAACAACAACCAGAUCCUGACUGAUGUUACAGAGUCCACCUCAGUGGACGUUCUGCUGACAAACCUCAUCAAGGGGAACCUGCUUCCCUCUGCUCACCUCUGGAUAACCACACGACCCGCAGCGGCCAAUCAGAUCCCUCCUGAGUGCGUUGGCAUGGUGACGGAGGUGAGAGGCUUCACUGACCCACAGAAGGAGCAAUACUUCAGGAAGAGAUUUAGAGAUGAGGAACAGGCCAGCAGAAUUAUCUCCCACAUCAAGAUGUCACGAAGCCUCCACAUCAUGUGCCACAUCCCAGUCUUCUGCUGGAUCACUGCUACAGUUCUGGAGGACGUGUUGAAAACCCGUGAUGGAGGAGACCUGCCCAAGACCCUGACUGAGAUGUACAUCCACUUCCUGGUGGUUCAGUCCAAAGUGCAGAACGUCAAGUAUCAUGGGAGAGAUGGGACAGAUCCAGUCUGGACUCCAGAGACCAGGGAGAUGAUCCUGUCUCUGGGAAAACUGGCUUUUGAGCAGCUGGAGAAAGGCAACCUCAUCUUCUAUGAAGCAGACCUGGCAGAGUGUGGCAUUGAUAUCAGAGCAGCCUCAGUGUACUCAGGAAUGUUCACACAGAUCUUUAAAGAGGAGCGUGGGCUGUACCAGGACAAGGUUUUCUGCUUCGUCCAUCUGAGUCUUCAGGAGUUUCUGGCUGCUGUUCAUGUCUUUGUGACAUUCAUCAACUCUGGAGUCAAUCUGAUGUCACAAAAAUCAACCUCCAGGUGGUCUGCACGAUUCAACAAGAAAACUAAACUAAAAGAACUCCUCCAGAGUGCUGUGGACAAGGCCUUACAGAGUCCAAAUGGACACCUGGACUUGUUCCUGCGCUUCCUCCUGGGUCUUUCACUGCCGACCAAUCAGACUCUCCUACAAGGCCUGAUGACACAGACAGGAAGUAGCUCACAGACCAAUCAGGAAACAGUCAAGUUCAUCAAGGAGAAGAUCAGGAAAAAUCCCUCUCCGGAGAGAAGCAUCAACCUGUUCCACUGUCUGAAUGAGCUGAAUGACCAUUCUCUAGUGGAGGAGAUCCAACAGUACCUGAGUUCAGGACGUCUCUUCAGAGAAAAACUCUCCCCUGCUCAGUGGUCAGCUCUGGGCUUCAUCUUACUGUCAUCAGAAGAAGAUCUGGACGUGUUUGACCUGAAGAAAUACUCUGCUUCAGAGGAGGCUCUUCUGAGGCUGCUUCCAGUGGUCAAAGCCUCCAAGAAAUCUGUGCUGAGUGGCUGUAAUCUGUCAGAGAGAAGCUGUGCAGCUCUGGCCUCAGUUCUCAGCUCCCAGUCCUCUAGUCUGAGAGAGCUGGACCUGAGUAACAACGAUCUGCAGGAUUCAGGAGUGAAGCGUCUCUCUGCUGGACUGGAGAGUCCACACUGCAGACUGGAGGCUCUCAGGCUGUCAGGCUGUCUGCUCACACAGGAAGGCUGUGCUUCUCUGGCCUCAGCUCUGAGCUCCAACCCCUCCCAUCUGAGAGAGCUGGACCUGAGCUACAAUCAUCCAGGAGACUCAGGAGUGAAGCUGCUCUCUUACAAAAAGAACAACUCAAAACUGACCUCUGUUUCUUCCUCCAGGGUGGACCAUGGUGGAGAGCAGUGGCUGAAACCAGGGAAACCAGGACUGAGGAAGUAUUCCUGUGAACUCAAACUGGACACAAACACAGCAAACAGACGCCUCGUCCUGUCUGAGGACAACAGGAAGGUGACAGGAGUGAGACAGGAGCAGCCAUAUCCUGAUCACCCAGAGAGGUUUGACCACUGGAAACAGAUCCUGUGUAGUGAUGGUCUGACUGGUCGCUGCUCCUGGGAGGUCGAGUGGAAAGGAUUUGUUUCUAUAGGAGUGACUUACAGAGGAAUCAGCAGGAGAGGAGACAGAGAAGACUGUGAGCUUGGAGGAAACGAAAACUCCUGGAGUCUGAACUGCCAUGGUUCUGGUCGUUUCUCUGCCUGGCACAACAACAGAUCGACACCCAUCUCUGCCUCCUCCCCCUCUAACAGAGUGUCAGUGUAUCUGGACUGGCCUGCUGGCUCUCUGUCCUUCUACAGCGUCUCCUCUGACUCACUGAUCCUCCUCCACACCUUCAACAGCUCCUUCACUGAACCUCUGUACCCGGGGUUUAGGGUUGGGUUAUUUGACUCCUCAGUGUCUCUGUGUCAGAUCUGA
Molecule: messenger RNA, 3132 nt
Organism: Myripristis murdjan (pinecone soldierfish)
Lineage: Eukaryota; Metazoa; Chordata; Actinopteri; Holocentriformes; Holocentridae
Product: NLR family CARD domain-containing protein 3-like
Exons: 9
Coding region: 16-3132 (1038 amino acids)
Molecular function (GO): protein binding
Source: RefSeq, a predicted model, not a curated record